Messenger RNA from Seriola aureovittata, 1546 nucleotides. It is a transcript of the gene reep6, whose product is annotated as receptor accessory protein 6. NCBI's taxonomy places the organism in Eukaryota, Metazoa, Chordata, Actinopteri, Carangiformes, Carangidae. Bases 74 to 766 code for a protein of 230 amino acids. The transcript is spliced from 8 exons. The record is from RefSeq and is a predicted model, not a curated record.
UCUGCUGUGUUUGCACUCCACACCGGUCGCUUUCCUCUGACUCUGCUGUUGUUUGAGGACCUGAUUGAGGACCAUGGGCCUACUGGACGUCUUCUCCUCCAUCAGAGACCGAGCCGAGAAGUUUCUGAACGAGAAAAACGUGGUGACAGAUUUUCUGGGGAAGCUGGAGGAGAAAACAGGGAUAAAGAAGAAGAUCAUCGCAGCGGGUGCCGUCUCAGUGACCGGACUCUACCUGGUGUACGGAUAUGGUGCCUCCCUCCUCUGCAACCUGAUUGGCUUCGUCUAUCCAGCUUAUUAUUCAAUCAAAGCCAUCGAAAGUGCGAGCAAAGAAGACGACACAAAAUGGCUGACGUACUGGGUGGUGUAUGGCGUCUUCAGCUUGGGCGAGUUCUUCUCCGACAUUUUCCUCUACUGGUUUCCAUUUUACUAUGCUUUUAAGUGUCUCUUCCUGUUGUGGUGCAUGGCCCCGAUGUCGUGGAACGGCUCCCAGAUCAUCUACAACAAAGUGGUUCGGCCCGUCUUCCUGCGCCACGAGGCCACGGUGGACAACAUGGUGAACGACCUCAGCGGGAAGGCGAUGAGCGCCGCCGAAAACCUCACCAGAGAAGUCCUGUCUACUCUGGUGAAGAAUAAAUCUCUGGUGAAUCCGCUGGUGUCGGUCGCUCAGUCCGAACCUAAGAGUUUACCGAGUUCAUCGACAGAAACAUCAGCAGCUAAAAUAUCUCCAUCACAACCGAGUGAAGAACGGCCGCCUUUCCUGGGUUAACCAAUGUGGAUGAAGUCAGUGUAGACUGACGUCCUUCAGGUAGCAGCAGAGGAAGAAGAGGAGACUCAGUGAGGAAUCAUCAUCCAUCAAGAAACAUACCUCCUGUCAAAGAGACUGAUUUCCUUUUUAUAUGAGAUAUGUUAUAUUUCUAUACCAGUCUAUAACAGGAUUCAAUGUCAGAUGCACGCACUGUUUCUUAUGGUUGUUUUCAGUUUAUUUAUUUAUUUGUAUUUAUUGAUGUUUUUUUUUUUUUUUUUAAGAGAAGCACCUGGAACCAGCCCGUAAACUAACAGACAAACUCCCUGUUCUCCACCAAGGGGCGGUGUUUCCCCUUAUUUCUGCAUUUGUGUGUGUGUGUGUGUGUGUGUGUGUGUGUGUGUGUGUGUGUGUGUGUGUGUGUGUGUGUGUGUAUGUGUAUGUAUGUGUGUGUGUGUGUUUGGUCCUGGUUCUGGGUGCUUUGCAUUGUUUUUCAACAUGUGUUGCUGUUAUUUGAUUUAUUUAUAUUAUUAAUUUUUUUGUUUUGUUUAUACACAUAAAUGAGAUUAUGACCUUGACAUGAAAAUUACAUUAUGAUCAGAAAUAAAAAGCAUUAAUCAGAAUAAUGUUUGUCUGCUCUGUCUAACAAACACACACAUUUAUAUAUCAGUAUUAUACAGUAUAUAUGUGUAUAUGAGAAAGAAUACAUAAAUAUAUUAUACAGAUAUUUUUUUUGCUAUAAAUAUGUACAUAUAUGUGACUUAAAUGUUUUGGAUAAUAAAGAAAGACAUCUACUAACAUAUA